AUGUCCGCGUCGAACCGGCGCAACGGCGGCGCCUCCGUGAUGGAGGUUGAAAUGGAGCAGAGGGGCGCCGCCGCGCAGACGAGCGGGUGUUCUCCGCUGCCUCGCGGCGGGAACUCGGCCACUUCAGCGGCGUUUCUGAACGUCACUUCCGCGAUGCCCGCCGUGGAGAACACCGCUGGGAGUCACAUCCACGUGUGCUACCUCGACGAAGAUGUGACCCAAGCGGCCUGGUACCUCGUGCCGAAUGUCAUGACGCUGAAGCAGAUGUUACGCGAACAGGAUCAGUACGCGGUCGUGUCACCCUCGUCACCGGGCGCUGCCGACCAUUUUGCAAAGAUCCCAUUGCUGCCCCCCGUCGGCAUGCCAGCAGCUACGAAUGCUCCCCACACGCUUCCCUCGGAGUCCACCGCUGAGAAGACGCAUGGUGCAUUCGCCCUCCCGGCGAUCCGGCUGUCCCCUGCCUCUUCUCCCAACUGUGACGCUCGCCCUGCGUGGGUCAGCAUAAAGGCAGCUAAUGAGGAAGAGCUGGGGAAGGUUCUGGAGAGCCUGCCAGUGCAUGUGCUCACACGGCGCCGCAUCAUCUCAGUACUCUGCACCAAUAUGGACGCUGGGGAGCUCAGAGAGCUUUGGAGCGACGACUCCAGCAGCGACACCGAGGAUACGGAGCCCUCAUCCGAGAGGGGGCAUGAAAAGGGUGACUAUACCAGACGCCACAAGACGGUGCGUGACAACUUCCUCGAGUACUUCCCAGCCCACGGCUACGCUGUGCUGUGCCUGCAGGCGGUGGGACUGCAGAGUGUGGAGACAGCGGGACGCGGCGCCAUUCAGAGUGACGGGGUGAGCGCACAUGGCACGCAGCUGCCGUGCACACCGGUGGUGGUGCUGGCCUUCGAGUCGACGCUCUUCACCUUCAGCGCGGGUCGCUUUGGCGGCGAAGGAGACGUGCAGCUCAUCAUGGCGAACCGCGCAUGGCCCGCCGGAUCUUCAACAAGCACUGGUAGAGCUGGCGUGCUGGCACUCCGCUCAGCAGCGAGCUUCGCAGCCUCGCAUGCGUUAUCGGUCAGUACCCACAAGAGCACAGGGUUUGUUGAUACGGCAACAAACGACCCCCCUUUGGCCGUUUGGGAGCGCCAAUUCGACGCGAACCUUUCCCUUGACAAUGCGGGCAGCGUGGCCAGGGAGGGGGUCAACGGAGCAACACCUGAGGCGCCUCAUGGCACACACGCUGGUCGACGGGCGGUGCCAGAACCACUCACAUACCCCGCCGCUGCUGCCGCAGAUGAUUCGCUAUCCUCGUUCUCGGCGGAGCGGGCGAGAGGGGCCCAGCAACCCAUGAUGGCGUUCAGCCCCCCUAACAGAUCAGCAUCGCCGACUUACUGCGAAGACACAGCUAUUUCCGUUGUGUGCAGCUCGCUUGUGUCUGCCAUUAUUGGCUACUUCCAGAAGUCUACCCGUGCGCUGCUCAUCAAGGCAGACCAGCUUGACGAGCUUGUACUUCAAAUUCUGCCUUCGCGAGUUGACCAGGACGACGUGUUGCUGCGCACCAAGAACCUGCGCCACCUCAUAGCUUUCUUCCACAUAGACGCGUUGCAGAAGGAGCGAGUGUUGAAGGAGCUGUUGUUGCCGGCAAUGCGCCUGACACCGUUCUCGCGAUCCUCCGCGGGAGUGGGGAGCUACCAGCGCUCGCUUUCGACCGUCCGAAGCACGGUCCUCAGGCUAUGCAAGGGCCGCGACAUCGUCAACAGGGCGAACAUGACCCUCGUCUGUGGCGUGUCUGCACGCCUCCUGUCGCACUGCAACUUCAUGGACUACAUGAGCCACGUGCACACGCAAAUUACCGUAAUGCUGAUCCCGAUCACCAUCAUUCCAAAUCUGUUUGCCAUGAACGUACGGGUGCCCUUCACCGACGCAGAGACCACGACUCCGUUCUUCUGCAUCGUGGGGAUUACGCUGGGGAUUCUGGUGGUCAGCAUUGCGCCCAUCGUGUACAAGUUCCUCAUAUACAAGGCCCCUGGUGCACUGGCGACACUCGAGUAG
Leishmania mexicana MHOM/GT/2001/U1103 is the source of this 2037-nucleotide messenger RNA. RefSeq lists its product as hypothetical. The transcript has a single exon. The coding region runs from base 1 to 2037 and encodes 678 amino acids. The record is from RefSeq and is a predicted model, not a curated record. Lineage: Eukaryota; Euglenozoa; Kinetoplastea; Trypanosomatida; Trypanosomatidae.